Messenger RNA from Papilio polytes (common Mormon), 2308 nucleotides. It is a transcript of the gene FucT6, whose product is annotated as alpha-(1,6)-fucosyltransferase. Gene Ontology annotation, biological process: protein N-linked glycosylation. Lineage: Eukaryota; Metazoa; Arthropoda; Insecta; Lepidoptera; Papilionidae. Gene Ontology annotation, molecular function: alpha-(1->6)-fucosyltransferase activity; protein binding. The record is from RefSeq and is a predicted model, not a curated record. The coding region runs from base 264 to 2009 and encodes 581 amino acids. The transcript is spliced from 13 exons.
CUAUGAAUUGUCAUUUUGUGCUGUCAGUGAAUUAAAUCGAAUAUUUUCUCUGUCCAAUAUUCAAUAGUUGCUCAAUAAGUACUGCGUUUGACCGUUUUUAGUUUUUACAGUUAUAUCCUUAUAUUAAAAAUAGGUAAAACCUUAUUGCUGACCGCAGAUUACCAUUGAGAUUUAAUUCAUUAAUUUUGUAAAAUUUGUGAACUUAUACAUUGCAAUUUGCGAUUAAGAGGUGUAGAUACUGAUGCAAUAAUGUGCUGGUUAUCAUGAAGCAGACCCUCAUCGGCCAUACAAGUGUCAAUGACUACUUGAUGAUGUACCUGGCAAAAUGGAAGCGGGUUGCUGUGAUACUACUCUUUGUGUGGAUUGUCGUCACAUACCUUGUCAUCUCACCGCUAAGGUGCAGCAAUGGCAUGUCAGACGACGAAGUUCUGGAGUUCCAGGAGCAGUAUAGGAGUCUAUCCUCGCAGUUGGAGUCACUCCGGCAGCAGCACAGCAACCUGAUCGCGCAGAUCAGGAAGUCUUCGGGGUUAAAUGGUAAUCUAAAAGACCUGGACCCGUCAUUGUUCGAAUCAGCUCAGGGUCCAAGUGAGGAGUAUGAGAAUCUCAGAAGACGUAUCUACUCCAACACGAAGGAGAUAUGGUACUACAUCAACCAUGAGAUAAGUAAACUUAUCGCGGAUGAGGUCAAGGUGGAGGCGCUGCAAGGGAUUUUGGAUCAAAUAGCUGAUAGAAAAAGGUCGUUGUUAUCAGACCAGCAGCAGCUUCCAGAAAUAGACGGGUACAAGGAAUGGAGGGAAAUAGAGGCUGCAAAUGUCAGCGAUCUGGUGCAGAGAAGGUUGAAGUAUCUACAGAAUCCAGCCGAUUGUAAAGACGCGAGGAAGGUUAUAUGCAACUUGAAUAAGGGUUGUGGUUUCGGUUGUCAGUUACACCAUAUUGUGUACUGUUUGAUAUUCGCGUAUGCGACCGAAAGGACCCUAAUACUAAACUCCAAGGGCUGGCGUUACAACAGUAAAGGCUGGGACUACGUGUUCCAUCCGAUCUCUGACAGCUGUACGACUGCGUUUGAUGAUAAAGUAAUGCCCUGGCCAGUGAGUUAUGACGCGAAGGUUGUGUCGUUGCCGUUCAUAGACUCAAUCUCUCAGAAGCCCAAGUUCCUGCCGCUCGCGAUACCGAAAGACCUCGCACAUAGGAUAGUGAGAUUCAACGGCGACCCUUCCUCCUGGUGGAUAGGUCAGAUGCUGAAGUACAUCCUGAAGCCUCGCGACAGCAUGCAGAAGGCCAUCAACGAGACCAUUGCUAAUAUGAACUUCAAGUCGCCUAUAGUGGGGGUACACAUCCGGCGCACGGACAAGGUGGGCACGGAGGCCGCGUUCCACCACAUCCGCGAGUACAUGACGCACGUGCAGGACUACUACGACCAGCUCGAGCUGACCCGCGCCGUGCACACGCGUAGGGUCUACCUCGCCACGGAUGACGCUAAUGUGUUGGAGGACGCUCGCAAGAAGUACCCGGAGUACGAGUUCGUGGGCGACGCGUCCAUCGCGAAGACGGCGGCCACGCACCGCCGCUACACGCCGCUGUCGCUGGCCGGCCUGCUGGUGGACCUGCGCAUGCUGGCCAGCUGCGACUACAUCGUCUGCACCUUCAGUAGUCAGGUGGGUCGUGUGGCGUACGAGAUGAUGCAGGCGAACAGAGCGGACGCAGCGAAUAGCUACUUCUCUCUCGACGAUAUUUAUUACUUCGGCGGUCAGAACGCGCACGACCGCGCCGCGCUCAUGCCGCACGACGCGCACGCGCACGCGCAUGAUGAGAUAUCCUUCCAGGUGGGAGACCUGAUAGGUGUUGCCGGUAACCACUGGAAUGGUUUCGGUCGCGGCACUAACAAGAGAACUAAUUUGAAUGGUCUAAUCCCCUGGUACAAGACCGCGGAUCAUCUCGUACUCUACCCCUUCCCUGAAUACAAGCAAGUGCCUUUGUACAGUGAUACACGACAGAAAGGAUCCAAAUGAAAUAACUUCAAAUUAUCUUUAAACUUCAAUACAAUAUAGACUUUAUGUCAGAGUUGUUAAAGUUCAAAUUCGUGAAUUGUUGACUCCAUUCCAUUCUGUUAUUUUGACUUCUAUUGUUAUACGAUUGUGUGCUUUAUGGCUGUUGAAAUUGGUAACAAUUUUCACGCGAGUGUUAGGAAAAAUGUAUUCUCUAAUGAAAUAAGGUAAUGCCUAAUCAUACCAAUUUAGAUGGAUGGAUGUUUGUUAGAGUUUGUAGCCUAAACUGCUGAACGGAUUUCGAUAAAAUUUUACAUACAUGU